Molecule: messenger RNA, 1377 nt
Organism: Symbiodinium natans
Lineage: Eukaryota; Dinophyceae; Suessiales; Symbiodiniaceae
Source: the annotation of a GenBank genome assembly
AUGAGCCACAAAGCGUCCCAGAUCAAGUGCUCAGCCACCAUCUGCGAACUCCCGGUGGGUGUCAUGAUGUCUCCCGAAGAAGCAGACCGACUGGGUCUCAAACCUUUCGGAGAUGGCGGGGCUGAGAACGAGACGUCGCCGCGGCGGCCGAAAUUCUACACGCACGGCCCCUGCCGCUCUCCUGCGGCCUCUCAGUUUGUUGUGUCCUGCGCGGGCUUCGACGAUGCAGACGAGGCCGAGCAGCGAAGAAUCGCUGCCGAGGCGACGGAGAAGAUGAGGAGCAACGGCUUCGUGGUGCUCGAGAGCCUCUUCCCACGGGAGUGGGUCACCAAGCUCGAGGCAGAGGCCGCUUCGUUUCUAGACCUGCCCCAGCCGGGCUUGGUCCCACAGCCACUGCGAGCCGGCCGAACUGAGGGUCAUCUCUCCUUCACGGCUCCAUGGGCCAGCGACUGGCUGCUGAGGAACGAGCUCGUCCUGGAGGUGGUCGCCGGCUACAUGAAUAACAAUCUAGCAGCAGGCCGCACUCAGGAUGAGCAGCAGUGGGGCCUGGUUCAGUGGCUCACCUCCGGGGCCUCCCUCGACUGGUUCUCGAUGCCUGAGUGGGGCCCGAAGGCCGGGCACUUGCUGGAGAAGCCCCCGCCAGGGUGCAGCGACGUAGGUACCCAUGGGGACAUCGGCCCCUUCUUUGGCCGAAUAUCGCUCAUCCGAACACCACCAGGCUCUGAGCCCCAGAAGCACCACCGGGACAUUAACUUUCCGGGCCCUGCCGCGCAGGUGACGGCGCAGGUCGCCCUCACGCAGCUCCAGGCAAACAACGGGCCGCUGGCCUACGUCCCCGGCUCCCACCGCAUGCUCACUCCCGGCUUUGAAGUGGUUGCCGCGCCUCCGCUUGGGUCGGUCGUGCUGUACGAUUCUUUCUGUGAGCAUCGUGGCAUCGAACAUCACGGCAACAAAGACCGGUAUGCCGUGUACUACGAGUUCGAGACCCGGGGGGUCUUCAGCGGCUACACCGCGGCGCACUUCGGCCCGGAGUCGGAGGCUCACAUGCGCGCCUUCCGAGACUUCGUGGACCCAGCACUCCGUGACUGGGUGCAGCGAGAGAUCCGGGGCAGCACCAAGUCUUCCCUGGCGCUGCUCUUCCGGGGCUCCGAGGAGAACAACCGACUCCUCAUCGAGCACAGCUUCGCUGUGUGGGCCGACAAGGCGCGCUCGCGGCGGAGUCGCCUGUCCAAGAUCAAUGCAGUCGUGGCCAUCCUCAGUGGGGACGAGCGCAUCCUCCUCCGCACGGCCUUUGCCGUUGGGGACUCGCCUUUUGCAGUGUGCGGGCGCUGGCCGCCAGCUUUAGGGUUCGGGUGUCAGUGCUUCGCCCUUUACUAA